Prionailurus viverrinus (fishing cat) is the source of this 273-nucleotide messenger RNA. RefSeq names its product secretoglobin family 1D member 2 (gene SCGB1D2). Bases 1 to 273 code for a protein of 90 amino acids. The transcript has 3 exons. The record is from RefSeq and is a predicted model, not a curated record. NCBI's taxonomy places the organism in Eukaryota, Metazoa, Chordata, Mammalia, Carnivora, Felidae.
AUGAGGCUGUUCCUGAGUGUCCUGCUGGUCACUCUGGCUCUUUGCUGCUAUGAGGCCAAUGCGUUGCCCUGUCCAGCCUUUGUUGAAGAUAUCUCAGGCUUUCUCGAGAAACCUACAAUACUCUUCAAGGCAUCACUUGCAAAAUAUGGAGCACCUCCAGAAAACGUUCAGGCCGUUUUGGAUGUGAAGAGCUGCACAGAUAACAUCUCCGAUUCCAGAAGACAGGCACUUAAAAAUAUUUUGAUGAAAGUCACAGCAUCGUGUGGAAUUUAA